AUGUUAAGAAUCCCUGUACACACCAAGCUGAAAAGUCGCGCAAGACGGUCUCUGGACUGUCUUGCGAUUGUUUCGCAACUGUCGCGCAACAUUCGAGCGACACAAACACAUCAAUAUAUCAGUCCAGGAGUAAUGUCGCCUUUUCUCCGAAGUGGACUGUUGCGCGACUUAGCAUCCGAGAGUGUACAAGAUUUUAGUUUAAUUGGCCAGGAUUCGCAGAGGGUGGAACAGGUCCACACAACUCAGGCGACGUGCCACGUGGCCCUCGAGAAGUGCCAAGCGGACAGGGACUGCCGCCCCUACCUCGACAGGGUGAUGGUGUGGUGUGAUCACGCCCACUGCGAGCCAGACCGUUGCAGAUCCGCCCUUCAAGAGUUCUAUGAGCGCGUGAGCAUCGUCAGGAGGCUCCAGGUCGCCUUCUGUGUCUGCAGGCAAAAUGACCCCGACGGAGAGUGCCUGACUGCCAUGCGGAAGCUCCACCCGACUUGCGCUGAACGUCAUGCAGGAAGAGGGUCGGCCAAGUGCCAUGUGGUCGCCGAGCAAUGCCGGACUAAUCGCGCCUGCAGAGGGAAGCUUGAGGAGUACGAACAAAAGUGCGCAGCGGACGCCAUGACAGGCCGGUGUUCAGACACUCACCGCAACUGUCAGCAAGCAGUCAUGAACAUCUUGGGCACGGAGCUUCAUGCCACCUGCGUCUGCAAGGGCACAGACUUCAUCCACCAGCAUGAUUGCUACACAUGGCAGAAACUGCUCUGGUCGAACCCCUGCGUCAUCGAGUCCCACAUCAAGCUUCACGAGGAGAUCGCGGCCGGGGACACCGAGGAGCUGGACAAGAUCUUCCAGCGGCCGCCCACCGUGCGGACGACGAUUCCGCCGAAGUCGCCGUUCCUACCGCCGACUUCCGAGGACGACGACCGCCGCCUGAGGCCUGUCGACAGCAACUACGGCACCGUCAUCUACAGCCCCGACGAGGACAUGAUCGCGCCCCCGUCGCAGAUCUACAGCCUGGACAUCAUGGAGGGCUCGGAGAACGGCCGGAAUCACUACCCGACCAGACCCGAAACCAAGUGGGGAAACACGGUUCGCAGGCCGGGCUGGACAAAACAGGAACUUGGGCACGUCACUUUCGGCGGGACCCGAGACCCCAGCGGUGGAGGUAUGUACCCUGACCAGCGCGUACCGCCCUAUGGAGGCGUCGGCAUCCCCCACCGGGGCACGCCCAUCCCGAGGGAGGAUACCAAGAAUCUCCCGCCGAUUGUGCAGCCGAUGCCAGGCAGGCCGGGCAAAUACAGGCCCACCUACCCCGGGCCGGAGCCGGAGCAGAUCACGCGCCAGCCUUACAUCCCUCCGGAGAGACACGGCCACCAGCGCCCUUACGACCCCAUCGGCCCCCACAUCAUCACGCCCACUCCGCCCACCCCGCCCGCGCCCACGAGCAUCACUUCGACUACAACCCUUGGCACGACAACUCUACCUCAACGCACUUGCACUAUCAAGAACAUGGAAAACGAGCGCAUGACGACGCUGCGGAUCCCGGAGGGCGGCAGCAGGCGGUUAUACACACGACUCCAGAGAAAACGUCUCUAUACAAAGACAAGGACUGCUCGGAACUCUGCCAUUGCCGAAGCAGCGAAUUCGCGCCAUGGAGACCCGGAGGCCACGUGCUUUACCCUGACGUGCGUUAACACCUCAUCUUGCCUCACAGAGCAUGCAACCUUCCUGCACACGAUGCCGCACUACCUGGCUUACAGAGGCAACUGCGUGUGCUAUGCCGGGAAAUUCAUUUGCCAGAAACCCGAGCCAGACUCGUACAACCUGCAGCCGGGCAUCUACCUCUUCCUUGGAUACAGCCAGGGCGAGAUGGAGAUUCUGAAGCCAUACACGGAGAGCACGGAGCUGGAGGCCCUCGAGCAGAUGAAAGAAGUCCUUGCGAGAGACUAUGGAUUCAAGUGCAACCUGACAACCAAACACCACAUCGGAGAGAAUUUCAUCGUGGUAGCUAAGCUGAUGGUUAGCCCUGACACAUACAUGAGCCCGUUUGUCAAGCAGCGCAGAGAGAGGGAGGAGUGCGCUGGCCCGCUGCAGAAGCUGGCGGACAAGAUCAACAUGCGCCACGUGGACAUCCUCACCGACGCCUACCUCUCCAUGUUCAUCUUGGCCGACGUCGACGUGAGCAUCCCCGAGGCCCACACCGCCUCCUCCUCCGCCGAGUUCCUCCGCGUCAGCCCCGGUUCGACCCUAUUCAUGACGCUCCUGACGAUGCUGACGGCUUACGUGUUGACCCUGGGACACCUGGUCGUGCUGGUGGCGCCCGCAAGAGCCUUGCAUACCACCUGACAGUCAUGUUAAGACACUCGUGAGAAAGAUUUUACAGUGUGACACGCACAAACACGCCAAGUUAUUAUCCUGGACUUAACAAACUCUUCAAAACCAUGAUGAAAGAAGCAGCCGUGUCUUGUAACGAGGCAGUCUUUUAAAAGCAUAGUAUUUUUGAUAAGUUCUCUAGAGGACAUAUUAGUCUGUAGUGAGGUGUGUGACAGUGUAUAAUAAUAUUUCAAGUUCAUUUAACCAUACGCUAUAUUUUUACAUCACUUUGUCAGAUCCACAAGUGCUUUGAUCCAGGACUGGAGACGCAGACUGUCUCAAGUAUAGGACUGAGUGCCAAACAUGAUACGACUUCAUAACACGAUAAGCGACGGGAUUUAACGCACGGACGUAACACAUGCUGGUGACGGGACAUGAGUUUCCUGCUGAAAGUGACAGGGCUGCGCGACAAACCCGUUCGAGCGGAGAGUCGCGGGUUGUCUUCGCGUUCUCUCAGUCCGGAGGAAGGUUGGACGAUAUUUAUCCUGGAAAAGAGGCAAAGCAAAGAAACAAAAGGAAUGGGCAAAGAGUGACUAUCUUUUGUAGGAUGAGUUACUCCAUCCUCCUAGUUCGGAAGUCAGCAAGAGAAACGCCGCUGAAUGGCUAAGAGGACGGUAGAUAUGUGUUUCUAGAGGAUUGUCUGGCUCGUAAAUCUCUCUCAGUAGAAUUCCCGGAAAGUCCCUUGCUUAAAAGUUCACACCUAAAAAGAAAAGAAAAAUCCACAUUUGCUGAAGCUCCUACCUAACCCCGCCCUCCCUUUCUCCCCUCCUUCCUACCCCCACUCCUUCCCUAGAUAACGUAAGAUUUUUUCCCUCCCUGCAUUACGUCCCGAACUGAAGCCUUCCUUUGCAGUGCACACUACCCGCCGACAACCAGCCAGUCUCCCUCCCCCGCCCCUUGUACCUCAGUGAGAAAGCACCGACGCAGAAGUCCUCCUCGGCUUCCACAAACUUCACAGCCUUUAUCUCUCUGGCGUCCUCCUCCCGUUCCCCUCACCAGCAACAAUUCGUUCGUCCCAGCAGACCCGCGCGGUAAAGUCCUGGGUGAAACUUUCCUAUGAUAUCCUGUACAUGCACAGCUUUUCCCCUGCCGUUGCAGAUUUUUUCGUUUUUGGUUUCUGUUUCCGGGAUUUUGCUUAAACCCAACACUUUUGCUUUUAAAUAUUUGCUGUCUCUCUCCACCUGCAGCGGAUGUCCUGUAUUUUGGACGUGAAAGUGGCACUACUUAUUUCUUUCAACAAUAGAUAACGAUAUGUAUCAGCAAUACCCGGCACUGCUGUUUUAGGCUUUGGCAGUCCUCACUACCUUAUAUACCCUUAUGUAUCGCGGCGAUUGGAACCGAGUCCUUAAAAGAUAAGUUCCUCCUAUUCUCAGAUGGAGUUUUUUUUAUUUUCCUUUCACACCGUCCAUCGAGCUUCGUGGCACACUCACGCCCUUCCAUCCUCUCACCAUCACUGUAAAUCUCUUUUAGCCUUCUUCAUACCUUUGCUCAUAGUCCGUAUGACAGUCGUCAUUAUACUCAACUUCUUUUAUCAUUUAAAAU
Messenger RNA from Penaeus monodon (black tiger shrimp), 3906 nucleotides. RefSeq lists its product as uncharacterized. Lineage: Eukaryota; Metazoa; Arthropoda; Malacostraca; Decapoda; Penaeidae. Gene Ontology annotation, biological process: nervous system development. The transcript is spliced from 12 exons. Gene Ontology annotation, molecular function: signaling receptor activity. The coding region runs from base 1 to 2337 and encodes 778 amino acids. The record is from RefSeq and is a predicted model, not a curated record. Gene Ontology annotation, cellular component: signaling receptor complex; external side of plasma membrane.